AUGAGCGACCUCGAUAAAGCUAUCGCACAACUGCGCGCCUGUCGACCGAUACCCGAAGCGCAAGUCCGAGAGCUAUGCCACAAGGCGCGCGAGCUGCUCAUUGAGGAAGGAAAUGUUGUCACGGUUACAGCCCCCGUAACGAUAUGUGGCGAUAUUCACGGCCAGUUUCACGACCUCAUGGAGCUCUUCCGAGUAGGCGGGGAUGUUCCCGAUACCAACUACCUCUUCAUGGGUGACUUUGUCGACCGCGGCUUCUACUCCCUCGAGUCCUUCCUCCUUCUUCUCUGCCUCAAAGUCCGCUACCCCGACCGCAUGACCCUUAUCAGGGGCAACCACGAAUCCCGCCAAAUCACUACCGUCUACGGCUUCUACGACGAGUGCCUUCGGAAAUACGGCUCCGCCAACGUCUGGCGGUACUGCUGCGACGUAUUCGACUACCUCGCCCUCGGCGCCAUCGUUCUCGGCGCAUCACACACAUUCAACUCCACUCCGGGACAAGACCCCAUCAGCGAAGAUACUGAGAUUGAGGUCUGCGAUCAGAACGGCUCAACAAUGAGCCGCUUCCCCCGACAGAGACGACCACAAAGGCAACCUACGAAUAGCCCCAACGGUGCCCCCUCGUCCGGCGGCGACAAGACAGGCCCGCCAGGAAGCGGCGCAUCAGGAAGCGCAUCAGGUUCUAUAGGCAACCCCGCCGGAGCCAUUCUGUGCGUUCAUGGCGGGUUGUCCCCGCUUAUAGACAGCGUAGAUAAGAUCCGGCUGUUGGACAGAAAGCAGGAAGUCCCCCACGAGGGCGCCAUGUGCGAUCUGCUCUGGUCCGACCCGGACGAGAUCGACGGCUGGGGCCUGUCGCCGCGCGGUGCGGGCUUCCUCUUUGGCGCCGAUAUCGUCCGCGACUUCAACCACAAGAACGACCUCUCGCUCAUUGCGCGCGCCCACCAGCUGGUCAUGGAAGGGUUCAAGGAGAUGUUCGACGCCAGCAUCGUGACGGUGUGGUCGGCGCCCAACUACUGCUACCGCUGCGGCAACGUGGCGGCCAUCCUCGAGCUAGCCGAGGACGAUUCGGGCACGGGCGUCUUUGCGCGCAGCAACGGCGAUCGGGGACGCAGCGACGGCAAUAUUCGGGGCACCGACGACCAGGUACUCCUCCCCGGGCCCGCGAGGAGGUACCGCGUGUUCCAGGCCGCGCCGCAGGAUUCUAGGGGCAUGCCUGCGAAGAAGCCCGUGGCGGACUACUUUUUGUAA
Colletotrichum paranaense is the source of this 1245-nucleotide messenger RNA. RefSeq names its product calcineurin-like phosphoesterase. The transcript is spliced from 4 exons. Gene Ontology annotation, biological process: double-strand break repair via homologous recombination. Bases 1 to 1245 code for a protein of 414 amino acids. Lineage: Eukaryota; Fungi; Ascomycota; Sordariomycetes; Glomerellales; Glomerellaceae. The record is from RefSeq and is a predicted model, not a curated record. Gene Ontology annotation, molecular function: protein serine/threonine phosphatase activity. Gene Ontology annotation, cellular component: nucleus; cytoplasm.